Messenger RNA from Trichomonas vaginalis G3, 963 nucleotides. Its product is annotated as protein of unknown function, DUF4106 family. The transcript has a single exon. The record is from RefSeq and is a predicted model, not a curated record. The annotation marks the transcript as partial. NCBI's taxonomy places the organism in Eukaryota, Parabasalia, Trichomonadida, Trichomonadidae.
AUGCCACGUAAGCUACGUAAGAAUAUACGUAAGAGGAAGAGAGCAUUGAAACAUCCAAUAGUAAAACUAACACCACAACAACAGUUGCAACAACAAAUUAUGAAUGACCCCACUAUGUUGCAACAAAUGUCAAGCAACCCUAUGCUUUUAAACCGAGUUAUUGGUGCACAGAGUGGAGGUUUAAGAGCGGCACUUUUAGCGAAAAUGGCAGGCUAUGGUGGAGCUGCAGACGGAACAGCUUAUAACCCUCAAAGUCAAAUGAAUUUGAGUUCACUCAAAAAUCAAAUAACAGAUGUCAAAAAGUCAAACAUAGACAUACAGAAACAAAUAAGUGAAAACGAAAAGAAACUAGAAUAUGACAGACACACAAAGAAACUCAAUGAGUUAAACGUAGAGAAAAAGAAGAAAGAAGAACAACUGAAAGAACUAAGUACAGAGGAAUAUGCGAAAAAAGUGUCAGAAAAAGCAGCAGAAGUAGCAAAAAUGGAACAAGAUGUUAUAAAUUUGAAAAACCAUACUACUCAAUAUAAAGUACUGAAAGAUGAAGAGAUAAAACAAAAAGCCAUGAAGACAUAUAUGGAUAGCGAUGAGUAUAAAAAAGAAGUUGAAGCAAAUGUAAAGGCAGAAAAACUUUUACAGUUGCAAAACCAAACCGUACAGUAUGAAAACUUAGCACAAGAAAGUAAAAAUAACGACGCAGCCAUGCAAAAGGCAAUGAAAAGCGCAGAAUAUAUAAAAGCUAAUAAUGACUGGUUAGAUGCCCAAGCCAACGCUAAAGCAGCCCAACUUAUAGGGUCAAUAAGGACAAAAAUACAAGCGGAUGAAGACAGUUCAAAUGAAGCUUUAAUGAAUGCUGACUUUAAGAACGCCUUCGAAGCUCUUCAUAGUAAGGUGAAACUAGUGAACGACUUCUCAUCUGGAAAGAAACUGAAGUCUGAAGGUUUCGACAACGAGUUAAGAGAA